AUGGAGUCUAAGCAUAUAAUGAUGUCAGCAUUGAGUGUGGGAAUAGGAGUAGGGAUAGGAUUGGCCUCUGGACAGACUGUUAGCAAGUGGACCGGUGGUGGCUCCUCUUCCAACGGCCUCACCCCACAGGUUAUGGAGAAAGAGAUGAUGAAUGUUUUGGUUGAUGGCAAAGAUAGCAAAGUCACCUUUGAUCAAUUCCCUUACUAUCUUAGUGAGCAGACAAGAGUUUUGCUAACAAGUGCAGCCUUUUUUCAUUUGAAGAAAGCUGAAUUUCAUAAACACGCAAGGAAUCUUUCUCCUGCAAGUCGUACAAUAUUGCUUUCGGGACCUGCUGAAACUUACCAGCAGAUGCUUGCGAAGGCUUUGGCUCAUUACUUUGAGGCCAAGUUGUUGCUAUUAGACGUAACCGACUUCUCUCUCAAGAUUCAGAGCAAAUACGGGUGCACCAGUAAGGAAACUUCUUUCAAAAGGUCUAUAUCUGAAGCGACUUUGGGCCGAGUAUCUGAUUUGUUUGGAUCAUUUUCAAUGCUUCAACCCAAGGAAGAAUACAAAGGAACGUUACGUAGACAGAGCAGCGGGGUAGAUAUUGAAUCAAAGGGAACCGAAGGGUCACUUAAUGUUCCAAAAUUGCGUAGAAAUGCAUCUGCUUCUGCUAACAUGAGUAGUCUUACUUCAAAUACAUCAUCUGUGAUACCAGCUCCUCUCAAGCGGACAAGCGGUUGGUCUUUUGAUGAUAAACUUCUUAUACAGACACUAUACAAGGUGUUGGCCAAAGUCUCAAAGAGCCAUCCUAUCAUCCUCUAUCUCAGGGAUGUGGAGAUGCUGCUUUGUAGGUCAGAAAGAGUGUAUGUCUUGUUCCAGAAAAUGUUGAAAAGAUUGAGUGGAUCAGUGUUGAUCAUUGGUUCAAGAAUUGUAGAUGCUAGUAGUGACUAUAGAGAAUUGGAUGAAAGGCUUUCUUCUGUAUUCCCUUACAAUAUUGAAAUUAAAGCCCCAGAGGAUGAAACACAUCUUGUAAAUUGGAAUUCCCAGCUGGAGGAGGAUAUGAAAAUGAUCCAAUACCAAGAUACUAAGAACCACAUUGUUGAAGUACUUGCAGCUAAUGACAUUAUGUGUGAUGAUCUUGGUUCACUUCGGAUGGCAGACACAAUGGUCCUCAGUAAUUAUGUAGAAGAAAUUGUGGUAUCAGCAAUCUCUUACCAUCUCAUGCAUACCAAAGAUCCUGAGUACAGAAAUGGAAAACUUGUUAUUUCUUCUUCGAGUUUGUCCCAUGGAUCGAGCAUAUUUCAGGAAGGUAAAUCUGCUGGAAAGGACACUUUAAAGCUUGAAGCCCAAGCUGAAAUGCCAAAGAAUGGAGGGGGUGUCAAUGCAAUUGCAGAAGCAAAGCCCGGAAGCAAAACUGAUACUGAAGCAACAGUUACAACUGCAAAGGAUGGUGAUGCUUCGGACUCAGCUUCUAAAGCUCCAGAAGUUCCUCCUGACAAUGAAUUUGAAAAGCGCAUAAGGCCAGAAGUGAUACCUGCAAGUGAAAUAAAUGUGACAUUUGAGGACAUUGGUGCCUUGGAAGAAAUUAAACGAUCUCUUCAAGAAUUAGUGAUGCUCCCUCUCAGACGGCCUGACCUUUUUAAGGGUGGCAUCUUAAAGCCAUGCAGAGGAAUAUUGUUGUUUGGACCCCCUGGUACAGGAAAGACUAUGUUGGCCAAGGCCAUUGCCAGGGAAGCCGGAGCAAGCUUUAUUAAUGCCUCCAUGUCUACCAUUACAUCCAAAUGGUUUGGUGAAGAUGAGAAGAAUGUUAGGGCCUUGUUCACUCUUGCAGCUAAGGUUUCUCCAACUAUAAUAUUUGUGGAUGAAGUUGAUAGCAUGCUUGGACAGCGAUCAAGAGCUGGGGAACAUGAAGCCAUGCGGAAAAUAAAAAAUGAGUUCAUGACCCAUUGGGAUGGAUUAAUGACAAAAUCAGGUGAGAGAAUUCUUGUUCUUGCUGCAACAAACAGGCCAUUUGAUCUGGAUGAAGCAAUCAUUAGACGUUUUGAGAGAAGGAUCAUGGUUGGUCUACCAUCUGUGGAGAAUAGAGAAAUGAUACUAAAAACUCUCCUCUCGAAGGAGUGUGUUGAUGAAAGCUUAGAUUUCAAGGAGCUUGCAGCCAUGACAGAAGGAUACAGCGGAAGUGAUCUAAAGAACUUCUGCACAACUGCUGCUUAUCGGCCAGUAAGAGAGUUAAUACACCAGGAAUGCCUAAAGGACCUUGAGAAGAAGCUUGGAGAGGAAGAACGUGUAAAUUGCGAAGGCGCUACCUCUACAGAAGAAGAUAAAGAAGAAAGGGUAAUUACUAUCAGGCCGUUGAACAUGGAAGAUUUCAAGGAAGCUAAAAACCAGGUUGCCGCUAGCUUUGCAGCCGAGGGACCCAUAAUGACAGAGCUGAGGCAAUGGAAUGAAUUGUACGGGGAAGGUGGUUCAAGGAAGACAACAGAGCAAUUAUCGUACUUCUUGUAGGCAUAGACACGGAGUUGGUUACUCAAGCAUGCUAAUUUAUGGUGCAAAGGCGUAAUCAAUCUAGAUGUGAAAGGUGUGAGUUUGAGGAUGGUUGCAAAGCUGCUAAUUAAGAUAAAGUUAGCUCUUUUAAUCUGCUAGAACGCAGCAUUGUAAUCACUCGAGUGAGUCAAUAUUUAGAUAGUUUGCCUAGUUAGACAACAGUUCUGUGGAACUGAUUAAGGUUAUUACAUGGCAUGCUUCGGAGGAAAUUAAACAGUUAUUACACAAGCUAUAUAAAAUGUUUUGUA
Molecule: messenger RNA, 2774 nt
Organism: Coffea eugenioides
Lineage: Eukaryota; Viridiplantae; Streptophyta; Magnoliopsida; Gentianales; Rubiaceae
Product: nuclear valosin-containing protein-like
Exons: 16
Coding region: 1-2487 (828 amino acids)
Cellular component (GO): mitochondrial outer membrane
Molecular function (GO): ATP hydrolysis activity; ATP binding
Source: RefSeq, a predicted model, not a curated record